Messenger RNA from Lathyrus sativus (Indian pea), 249 nucleotides. The record is from the annotation of a GenBank genome assembly. NCBI's taxonomy places the organism in Eukaryota, Viridiplantae, Streptophyta, Magnoliopsida, Fabales, Fabaceae.
AUGACAAAACGGGGGCGUGGAUGGGCGAAAUCCAAGGUGCCACCAUCGCCGGAGAAUCAUACAAAGCCAGAGGUUCAGGGGGAAAAGCCAAGUACAAAAACAAAAUCAGAUGAUGAUGUUUUCAACAACAAUGAGAAAUCCAAGAUUGAGCGAUCGGAAACCCUAACGGAAGAUGUGAAAUCGAUGCCGAAGGAACAAAAACUUUAUAUGGAUGUUCUUAGCGAUAACUGGGACCUGCAAAAGAAUUGA